CCCACCACUUCCCGAGCGCCAGCCGGCCCCGAGGAUGCCCAGGCCGCGGUCGCCAUGACGUGGGACGAGAACGUGACGGGCCCCGACAACGCCACGCUGCAGAUGCUGCGCAGCCCGGCGCUGGCCGUGGCGCUGCCGGCCGCCUACUCGCUGGUGGUGCUGGUGAGUGUGCCGGUGAACCUGUUCGCGCUGUGGGUGCUCUGCUGUCACAUCCGGCCGCGCUCGCCCUCGGCCGUGUUCAUGAUCAACCUGAGCCUCACCGACCUGCUGCUGGCCGCGGUGCUGCCCUUCCAGGUGUACUACCACUGCAGCGGCCACCACUGGGUCUUCGGCCGCGCGCUCUGCAACGUGGUCACCGUGGCCUUCUACGCCAACAUGUACGGCAGCAUCCUCAGCAUGACGUGCAUCAGCGUGGACCGCUUCCUGGGCGUCGUGCACCCGCUGCGGGCGCUGCGCUGGCGCCGGCGCCGCUACGCCGUGCUGCUGUGCGCGGGCUGCUGGCUGCUGCUGCUGGCCGCGCUCUUCCCGCUGGCCCGCGCCGACCUCACCUACGCGGUGGGCGCGCUGGGCAUCGUCACCUGCUUCGACGUGCUCAAGUGGACCAUGCUGCCCGGCGUGGCCACGUGGGCCGCCUUCCUCUUCGGCAUCUUCGUGGUGCUCUUCCUCGUGCCCUUCGUGAUCACCGUGGCCUGCUACACGGCCACCAUCGCCACCCUGCUGCGCUCGGCCGACCGCCACGGCCCGGGCCAGCGCCGGCGCUCCGUGUGCCUGGCGGCCGUGGUGCUGCUGGCCUUCGUCACCUGCUUCGCGCCCAACAACUUCGUGCUCCUGGCGCACAUGGUGGGCCGCCUGUUCCUCGGCCGCAGCCUCUACCACGUGUACAAGCUCACGCUCUGCCUCUCCUGCCUCAACAACUGCCUGGACCCCUUCGUCUACUACUUCGCGUCCAGGGAGUUCCGGCUGCGCGUCCGCGACCUCCUGGGCUACCGGCGCCUGCCCGCCGGCGGCCCGGACGCGCGCAGGGACAGCGUCUUCUCGGCCAGGACCACGCUGUCCGUGCGCUCCGGCUCCACCGGGCACGGCGAUGGUCGCGGUGGCGGGGACAGCGACGCAGCCGCCCAGGUGGGGCUCAAGCGGCAGGAGAGCGAGUUCUGAAGGGCCUCGUGUCGCCUGGCAGGGGCAUGCGCUGCAGUCCCACCCAGGGACCU
Molecule: messenger RNA, 1208 nt
Organism: Octodon degus (degu)
Lineage: Eukaryota; Metazoa; Chordata; Mammalia; Rodentia; Octodontidae
Gene: P2ry8
Product: P2Y receptor family member 8
Exons: 1
Coding region: 55-1155 (366 amino acids)
Biological process (GO): phospholipase C-activating G protein-coupled receptor signaling pathway; positive regulation of Rho protein signal transduction
Cellular component (GO): membrane
Molecular function (GO): G protein-coupled receptor activity
Source: RefSeq, a predicted model, not a curated record